AUGCGGAGAGUUGUCGUGACAGGGCUGGGAGCUGUGACGCCCCUGGGUGUAGGAGUCAAAAGAACAUGGACCCGGCUGCUACAGGGCCACUGCGGCAUCGUCUCGACACGCCCUCUCGGAGACGAAUUCAAAGCACUCCCAAGCCAGGUGGCUGGUCUGAUCCCGGUUCCCACCUCUGACUCAGAGGUGGAAGAGGGAGUUUGGAUGGCCAAGGACCAUGUCUCGCCCACGGAGCUUCGCCAAACCGCCAAAUUCGCACAGUACGCUCUUGCGGCGUCGGCCGAAGCAUUGCAGGACGCUGGCUUCAAGGACGGGAAGGGUCUCGAUCCGGAGAUGACGGGCGUCUGUCUCGGCUCCGGGAUCGGCAACCUGGAAGACCUCUACAACACUUCGCUGGCGUAUCACCAGGAGAAGAACUACCGCAAGAUCCACCCGCUGUUCGUGCCCCGACUGCUGAUCAACCUCGGCGCUGGACACAUCUCGAUGCGCUACGGCCUCAAGGGGCCCAACCAUGCCGUCACCACCGCCUGCACCACGGGCGCCCACAGCCUCGGGGACGCCUCCCGCUUCAUCAAAACCGGCGAAGCAGACGUGAUGAUCGCUGGCGGCGCGGAAUCGUGCAUCCACCCACUCUCGAUCGGCGGGUUUGCGCGAUCGAGGAGCUUGGUGACCACGUUCAACGACGAGCCCGGGAAGAGUUCGCGGCCGUUUGACGCGGACAGGGCCGGCUUCGUGAUCGGCGAGGGCGCCGCGUGCGUCGUGCUCGAGGAAAUGGAGCACGCCAGAUCCCGAGGCGCCACCAUCUACGCCGAGCUCGUCGGCUACGGCAACUCAGCAGACGCUCAUCACCUCACCGCGCCCCUGGAGGAUGGAGCCGGAGCUCUUCUGGCGAUGCAAAAGGCUCUUCGACAGGCCCAGAUCCCGCCGUCUAAAGUGGACUAUAUCAAUGCUCACGCGACUUCCACGCCCCUAGGAGACCAGGCUGAGAAUCAGGCGAUCAAGACACUUAUGCUCGGGGAACAGGGCAGGAAAUCUGCCCAGGAGAUCAAUGUGAGCAGCACCAAGGGCGCAAUUGGGCACCUCCUAGGCGCUGCAGGAGCAAUUGAGGCUCUGUUCACGGUCCUGGCCGUCCACGAGAAUACCUUACCACCGACCAUCAACCUUGUCUCUAAAGCCGCAGCGUUCGACUGCAACUAUGUUACCAAUGCAGCGCAACAGGCAGAAGUCGAUGUAGCCCUGACUAACAGCUUUGGAUUUGGCGGGACCAAUGCAAGCCUCUGCUUUCAAAAAUGCAAGUGA
This is a messenger RNA of Fonsecaea erecta, 1299 nucleotides long. RefSeq names its product beta-ketoacyl-acyl-carrier-protein synthase II. The transcript has 6 exons. Lineage: Eukaryota; Fungi; Ascomycota; Eurotiomycetes; Chaetothyriales; Herpotrichiellaceae. Gene Ontology annotation, biological process: fatty acid biosynthetic process. Bases 1 to 1299 code for a protein of 432 amino acids. The record is from RefSeq and is a predicted model, not a curated record. Gene Ontology annotation, molecular function: 3-oxoacyl-[acyl-carrier-protein] synthase activity.